AUGAAGAGGCUUCCCUUUGGCUGCGACUCUCGGACCCAGCACGUGCUCCUGUUUCCCCUUCAUGCCCCACUGCUCUCCGUGCCUUAUGUGAAGGUGGCGCCAGAAGACAUUUUGAAAGUGCAGUUUCCUCGCUUCACCACAUUAGAUCUGCGGCCCACCAACACAGACAUCAGCCUGGCGGUGGCCGGCCUCCUCACCUUCUAUAACAGCACCACAGCCUGCCUCAUCUGUGCACAGGCCGACUGCUUACUGAACCUGGAGCAGCUCCUCAGGCAGUUCCUCAUCUCCAAGGAGACGCUGUCGGUGCGCAUGCUUGACGAGAGCCAGGACCCGACCCCGCUCCUCAAGGAGAUCCGGGACGACAAGACCGCCACCAUCAUCGUGGACGCCAAUGCCACCAUGUCACAUAUCAUUCUAGAACGGGCGUCUGAGCUGGGAAUGCUGUCAGUCUACUACACUUACAUCUUCACGUCUCUGCGCGCUCAUCAACGCAACACCUCACAUUUUGUCACUGGACAGAGGUCUUCAACUUGA
Knipowitschia caucasica is the source of this 534-nucleotide messenger RNA. NCBI's taxonomy places the organism in Eukaryota, Metazoa, Chordata, Actinopteri, Gobiiformes, Gobiidae. The record is from the annotation of a GenBank genome assembly.